This is a messenger RNA of Gilbertella persicaria, 609 nucleotides long. RefSeq lists its product as uncharacterized. The transcript is spliced from 3 exons. The record is from RefSeq and is a predicted model, not a curated record. NCBI's taxonomy places the organism in Eukaryota, Fungi, Mucoromycota, Mucoromycetes, Mucorales, Choanephoraceae. Bases 1 to 609 code for a protein of 202 amino acids.
AUGAAUUAUCCGGAGAAAAUUUUACAAACGCUGGUAAACUGUAUGAGCACACCUAAUGUGUUAUCUACUUUUUUUCCCGGUCUUUCCAUAAGCUUGAUAUCUUGGAUCAAGAAAAAAGCAAAAGAGGAUAUGAUUCCUUACUUUGACUAUUUCUUCAAGAAGAGUUCCCUUUCAAGUACACCAAUUAAAGAGGUUUUUGAAGAAGACCCUUCUCUUUAUGAACAUAUCAAAAAGAAAAGAACAAUUCCUAUUGAGAAACAGAUACAAGAACCUAUCAUUGAUGAGGUAGUUCUCGAGGAAAAAGAUGCGCAAUCUGCUGAGCAAGGGUUUAUCAUACCUGAAGAAAAACUAAAGCAGUUAACUAAAGACGAAACUGUCACUCAUGAAGCAACUUUUCAAGAAAGGUCUUCUUAUCAAUCGUCUGCUAAAGAAAGAUUUACCAUUGCUGCAAAAAAAUAUCCCAAUAAUAAGCACUUUAAAAGUAUUCUUGUCAACCCCCCCCCUCUCUCUCUCUCAGAGACAAUUACACCAAAAGAGUUAGUGGUGCAUAAACGAAAAAAUUCUGAUGCUUCUGAAGAAAACGUUUCUUUCCAUGGUCAUAAUUCAUAA